Juglans microcarpa x Juglans regia is the source of this 2741-nucleotide messenger RNA. RefSeq names its product FT-interacting protein 3-like. The transcript is spliced from 2 exons. The record is from RefSeq and is a predicted model, not a curated record. The coding region runs from base 255 to 2582 and encodes 775 amino acids. Lineage: Eukaryota; Viridiplantae; Streptophyta; Magnoliopsida; Fagales; Juglandaceae.
CGUGUCGGUCUCUCUCUCUAUAACUACAAAGAUUCAAUGCGUCCACGUUCUAUAUUAGUCCAGUUUACAGCUUCCUUGGCUUCACUUUUCAUUUUUCUUUCUAUGUAACAAAAUGUUUUAGAUUUUCCAUCGGUACAUUGAGGAAACUCCGUCUCCAACUGUGCCACAGGACUACCUUCUGUAUCUCUGUGUUUUCGAUCUACACUCGAGUUUUUUUGCAUCUUUCCCUUGGUUCUUUAGUGUGAACUAGAAAGAUGCAGAAGCCUCCGCAACCUCAAGACUUUGCUCUUAAGGAGACCUCACCCAAUAUUGGUGCUGGUGCAAUCACUGGUGAUAAGCUUUCUUGCGCCUAUGACCUUGUUGAGCAAAUGCAGUACCUUUAUGUCCGCGUUGUCAAAGCCAAGGAAUUACCUGGAAAAGAUGUUACUGGUAGUUGUGAUCCCUAUGUUGAAGUGAAGCUUGGAAAUUACAAGGGAGUUACUAAACAUUUUGAAAAGAAGUCCAACCCUGAAUGGAAUCAGGUUUUUGCCUUCUCAAAAGAUCGUCUUCAAGCUUCAGUUUUGGAAGUGGUGGUAAAAGAUAAGGAUGUUGUGCUUGAUGAUUUAAUCGGCAGGGUUAUGUUUGAACUCAAUGACAUCCCAAAACGUAUUCCACCAGAUAGCCCGUUGGCACCUCAGUGGUACAGACUUGAGGACCGGAAGGGGGAUAAGAUAACCAAGGGAGAGCUGAUGCUAGCUGUUUGGAUGGGAACUCAAGCUGAUGAGGCGUUUCCGGAUGCAUGGCAUUCAGAUGCCGCAGCUGUCGGCCCUGAGGGUGUUGCGAACAUUCGAUCGAAGGUAUAUCUUUCCCCAAAGCUUUGGUAUGUAAGAGUCAAUGUGAUUGAAGCUCAGGACUUGGUACCUGGUGAUAAAAGUAGGUACCCUGAAGUUUUUGUCAAGGUUGUCCUUGGAAAGCAGGUCGUGAGGACAAGAACAUCUCCAAGCAAAACUAUAAAUCCUGUGUGGAACGAGGACUUGAUGUUUGUUGUUGCUGAACCAUUUGAGGAACCCUUGAUUCUGACUGUGGAAGAUAGGGUGGCACCAAACAAAGAUGAAAUCUUGGGAAAGUGCAUGAUUCGUUUACAGAAUGUGCAGAGGAGGUUAGAUCAUAAGCCUGUAAACACUAGGUGGUUUAAUCUUGAGAAGCAUGUGGUUGUAGAAGGGGAGCAGAAGAAAGAGAUUAAAUUUGCUAGUAGGAUUCAUACGAGGAUCUGCUUGGAUGGUGGGUACCAUGUUUUGGAUGAAUCUACACACUAUAGCAGUGAUCUGAGGCCAACAGCAAAGCAAUUGUGGAGGCCCAGCAUUGGGAUCUUUGAAUUGGGGAUUAUAAGUGCUCAUGGUUUGAUGCCAAUGAAGACGAAAGAUGGUCGAGGAGCCACAGAUGCUUAUUGUGUAGCCAAGUAUGGGCAGAAAUGGGUCCGAACAAGGACAAUUUUGGAAAGCUUAUCUCCAAAGUGGAACGAACAAUACAUUUGGGAGGUUUUCGACCCAUGUACUGUCAUUACAAUAGGGGUUUUCGACAAUGGUCAUACACAUGGAGGAGAUAAAGCUGGUGGGGGGAAGGAUUCAAGAAUUGGGAAGGUGAGAAUUCGGCUAUCAACCCUUCAAUCUGAUAGGGUUUACACGCACUCAUAUCCCCUUCUAGCCCUACAUUCUUCAGGGGUGAAGAAGGCAGGCGAAGUUCAGUUGGCAGUGAGAUUUACAUGCUCAUCUUUGAUUAACAUGUUGCAUAUGUAUUCACACCCACUGUUGCCAAAAAUGCACUACAUUCAUCCCUUGUCUGUAAUUCAGCUUGAUAGCUUGAGGCACCAGGCUAUGCAAAUUGUCUCCACAAGGCUGAGCCGUGCAGAACCACCAUUGAGGAAAGAGGUGGUGGAAUAUAUGCUAGAUGUGGAUUCACAUAUGUGGAGUAUGAGGAGGAGCAAAGCAAACUUCUUCAGAAUAAUGGGAGUUCUAAGUGGGUUGAUUGCAGUUGGAAAAUGGUUUGAUUCCAUCUGCCACUGGAAGAACCCUCUUACCACCAUUUUAAUUCACAUCCUUUUCAUUAUAUUGGUCCUUUAUCCAGAGCUUAUACUUCCUACUGUCUUUCUGUACCUUUUCGUGAUUGGAAUUUGGAACUUCCGGCGCAGACCGCAACACCCUCCUCACAUGGACACCCGGCUGUCCCAUGCUGAUGCUGUUCACCCAGAUGAGCUAGAUGAAGAGUUUGAUACAUUCCCUACUUCCCGGUCAUCAGAUAUUGUUAGGAUGAGAUAUGACAGGCUGAGAAGUAUUGGAGGAAGAGUUCAGACCGUGGUUGGAGACCUAGCUACUCAAGGGGAAAGGUUUCAGUCUCUAAUAAGUUGGAGAGACCCAAGAGCGACCACGCUGUUUGUCAUCUUCUGUCUCAUUGCUGCCAUUGUUCUUUACGUUACUCCAUUCCAAGUUGUGGCUCUGCUAAUAGGAAUUUAUGUGUUAAGGCAUCCCAGGUUCCGCAACAAGCUUCCUUCAGUUCCACUCAACUUCUUUAGAAGGCUGCCUGCAAGAUCGGACAGCAUGUUAUAAGCAAGCACACAUGUCCUCCAUAUCUAUUAAUAUCUCCUCUCCAUCAUUGUUUCCCUAUAUGUCAAAGUUAUGCAGACGUUGCAGCAGCAAGAGCUACAACCAGUGGAUCUUUCCCCAAUGAAUUUUAGUUGGUUGUGCAUAUGCUAUAUAUAUAUAUAU